AAGGAUGAUGUAGUAAUAUAGCAACACUAGGUAUAUUAAAAAUGCCAACUUUUAAAACUAAAAUACUUUUGAAAGGCUAAAUAAAAUACUUAAACGUGAAAAGAACUAGUUUAAAAUCAUUUAAAAAAAAGAGAUUGCGUUAAAGAGAUAGGAUUUGCAGCAGGGAAGUGUGCGCCUGUGCGUAAGUGUGUGUUUGUGUGUGUUUCAAACUGUCUGUGUGUGCGUAAAGGAGGGAGGGGGGAUAUAAAAGCUGGAAUGAGAUUUGAGCAGCUCUGCUUAUGAGAAGAGACUCUCUGAGAGCAUCUAACCACCGCUGCUGCUGCGUUUUAUUUUUCUUCACUGGAUGCUGAUUUCUGAGAGGACUUUUUACAUCACUGAAAAUGAUAAGUGGAUGAUGCAGCAACAUGAGAUUUUCCAAGUUUGAUUUCUUUGGAUCUGCCUUGAGGAGGGAGUCAGUAAGAUGAAGAGGAAGAAGCAAAAAUGUGUUUGACUGUGACCGGUGGACAGCUGCUGGAGAUGGAGCCGCUUUUAUCCUCAUUUUCCGAAACACCGAGAUGGACGUUUGAGAGUGACUUCCAAACGAUUUCAUGUGAGAUCAAUGACAGAGGGGUCUGACAGAGGAAGGUCCAGGGAUGGAGAGCGUCAGCCAGCUCAAACCGACGCCUGCCAUCUACGGAGAGCUGUUGAACAUCUCCACAAAUGACACCCAUGCCAAUUUCACCUCAAAGGAGGAGGAGAAAGGCACAAACUUGGCUUUUCAGGCGGGGCUUGCGGUGACCUUAGCCCUCAUAACUUUUGCCACAACGCUUUCCAACGCGUUCGUCAUCGCCACUAUUUAUCAGUCCCGCAAAUUACACACUCCAGCAAACUUUCUGAUCGCCUCCCUGGCGGUCACGGAUCUGCUGGUUUCCAUUUUGGUGAUGCCCAUCAGCGCGCUCUACACAGUGUGUCAAACGUGGACUCUCGGGCAGGUCGUGUGUGACAUCUGGCUCUCAUCGGAUAUAACGUGCUGCACCGCAUCCAUCCUUCACCUGUGCGUAAUUGCGCUGGACCGCUACUGGGCCAUCACGGACGCGGUGGAGUAUUCCAAAAAGCGCACGCCGGCGCGCGCAGCCGGGAUGAUCGCCACAGCCUGGGUGAUCGCCAUCUCCAUCUCUCUGCCGCCUUUUUUCUGGCGCCAGGUGAAGGCGGAGGAGGUGACGAGCUGCAAUGUGAACACCGAUCACAUUUUCUACACCAUUUACUCCACCUUUGGCGCCUUCUACAUCCCCACGCUGCUGCUCAUCGCCCUGUACGGCAGGAUUUACGUGGAAGCCCGGAAGCGCAUCUUGAAGCAGUCACAAAAUAAGCCGGGGAAGAGACUCACUUCGGCGCGCCUCAUCACUAACUCCCCCGGUUCGGUGGCGUCCACGACCUCCCUCAACUACGGGACGAACGACACCUCCUCAUGUGACACUACCUCGUCUGCGAACGUGAGCCAAGUCAAAGUCACUGUGUCCGACGCGCUGCUGGAGAAGAAGCGGAUCUCCGCUGCCAGGGAGAAGAAGGCGACCAAAACUUUGGGAAUAAUCCUGGGAGCUUAUAUUAUAUGCUGGCUCCCGUUUUUCAUUUACACCCUUCUAGUGCCUCUGUGCGAUUCCUGUUUCCAUCCGGAGUUAUUUGACAUUUUCACUUGGCUUGGUUACCUCAACUCACUAAUCAACCCCAUCAUUUACACCAUGUCCAAUGAGGAUUUUAAGCAGGCUUUUCACAAACUGAUACGCUUUCGAUGUUGCAGAGCGUGAGCCAUCACUACUACACCCAAAUCCCUGCCCCAGUCAUUUGUCAAAAUCGAUUCAGCCAAAUAGGCUCCAAUUAUACCAGAUCACAUCCAGAUUGCCAUGAUAAUGUGUUUCCAGAAUGGGUUUUCCAUGACAAAUUAUGCGCAGGGCCACAAAAAUGCAUUGAUGUGCCAUGCAGUGUUUAUGGUACUGAAUACUCAAAGAGUGCUGUUGUUUACUGAUGGGGUAGAGGGGAUGGAUUAGUUGGUGGAAUGAUUUAGAAGCAUCCUGACUGAUUGGUAGUCAUCUCUAAGGACAUGGAGACGUCCCUUAUAGGCCCUGAGGCAGAGGCCACGCCUGCACUGUACAUACUCAAGUCUACAGACUCACUUUGCCAUAGGAGUUUGACAGCCAACGUCAGUUGGCUCCUAAGCACAAAAAGCUUAGAACUAAGCUAUCAAGAGCCCUGCGGGCAAAAAAUAUUGCUUGUAUUUAUUUUCCUGUCACAAUAAGAGGAAAUAAUGGUGCCUACUACAAGCUUAGUUUGGUUUGUCAAACAUACCUUACCCACUUUAAUGUUAUUGCGGGUAGGCUAUGUAAUUUUCUUUGUCCUCACGCAACGUUCAUACCGUCUGUGUGAUGCGCAUUCAAGAACGCAGCAAACACGCAUUUUUGGUGAUGUGUUCACACUGGACAAGCAGGAAGGGGCUUCCUCUUUUUUUAUUGGCCACCAUUUAAUAGCACAUGACCGGCACCUGCAGUUGGAAAAGGCUCGGUUUGAAAUGUUAAAAUCUCACGAAUUUUGCCUCAGGUUUUUUCUUCCACAGCUCUAUUCAGAGACAUGAAAGAUUUGGUGUCUUAUAAUUCCGGCCGGGCACAAACCGCGAUUCUUAAUUUCUCCCCCUUGAUCAAUUUUUAAAUGGUUAGCACUGUGCAUUACAAAGGACAUCCUCCAUUUGUCACUAUUUUCAACGCGUGUUCAAGGUUUUAUUAUGUAGAUUCCAAAAACGGUCGUAGCCACUUGAGUAGCGACACAUGAACAUGAGAACUUUGAACGCUAUCCCAAAACAUGGAGUUUUCAUUAGAAGUGGUCCACUGAAUGCGCGUAGCAGAGGGCGGUGUGAACGUAGCUUCAGAGUGGCUUCUGUUGCUUUGUUUAAUUAUUUUUGUAAGAUGACAAAUUGUGUGCAUCAGUGGCGUGUUUUCAGUUUACCAAAAGAGUCUGGAUUUUUCCCAGUCGACUGUAAAAUAGAAUCAACUGCUCAAAGAGGAAAAUCAGUAUUUUCAAAUAUCAGUAUUAGCUGUGAUGUUUCAUUUCAUUAAAAGAUGAAGCAAAUCAAAACCCCAAAUUCAAGCUCAGAAACCACAGAGUUUGUGGAGUCACAACAUACCAUUUGCCUCUUCACACAGAUCAUUUGUGCAGAGAGACUGUUAGUUGUUGAAAAGCUAAGAAAUGCCAUGGUAUUCCGAUCCAAAUGCCUGAUUUUACCUCCUCACAUGUCAAGGUCUUGGGAGCAUAUAUUGGGUAAAGAAAUUACAAUUAUCUUGAAAAUUUAGUGAACUCCAAGCUUUGUUUUUUACAUUCUGGCCUAAGUCAAAUCUCUGCAUUAUUAAUUUUGAGAACAGUUUAUUCCUAGUACAUAUGUUUUUGUUCUUUAAGCUCAAGGAAAUUGCAAUAGAUUCCUUUAUUUUUGGUAUUUUUAGUUUGCUUUUUGCUUUUUUUAAAAGGAAAGAAAGAUUUGCAAAAAAACAAAUUCUCCUAAAAAAGGAAAAUAUAAAAGUAACUAGGAAAAUACAUGUAAAUAUUAAAAAAAAUAACAAAACCUCAAAAUUGCCAAUAAUUAUGAAUCUUUGGGUAACUUUAGUAUAUGAAAUUAAUUAUUUUAAUACUUUUUUUUGUAUUUUCUAUAAUAACAGUGAGACUGACACCACUCUCAUGUCUGUAAAUUAAUCUUCCAAAUAAUCACCCCUCUAGUUUAAAAGGAGCUUUAGUGACAAGAGCCAUUUCACGCUUCAUGCAUUCUUUGUCUAAAUCAGAGCUUAUGAAUAAACACAAUGGAUCUCAUGGAUCUAUGAGUGUAGCAUGCAUUUCUGCAGGAUUGCAGAGAGGAAAAAGCAUCAGCAGAGCUCUGGUAAGCUCACAUUUUCUAUUUUCAAAGUGAAUCUUGAGAACAGUUUUUUCCCACAUCUAGCUGUAGAUAAGUUCUUGCCUUUUUCUUUGUUGGUUUAACACAUUUAGGAUCUGUUGGGUUUCUUUCAGAGGGUCAUUGCGGAAAAGAACUGGAGUCAAGAGAAAAAAAGGUUAUCUCAGCAUAAGUAGACGAGGCAAAAUAAAAGCUGUCUAAAGAUCAGAUCAGAUCUAGUUUGCUACAAGUGUGUAAACACUGUAAUGUUAAAGUGGUUGUGCACUGGGACAAGGUUAUUGCAGCGCCAGUAUGAACAAUGUCUGUGCACAUAAAAUUUAGUUCAGUAAAAGUCACAUAACUUGUUUUCUGUGGAUGCAUUGGUCUGUCUCUAAAGUCUCUUCAAAAGGUGGAAAAUAUUAAAAAUACCUCGACACAGUAAAAAUACAAUGAAUUUGGCUCAAUGUAGUUCCAAAAAAAGUUUACAUUUAUUUUAUUAUCUAAACCUUUAACUCCUUAUCAUUUUAGUUUUCAAUUAUUUAAACCCACAUUAUAAUCUACACAAUCGGCUACAUUUGCAACAUUGUAAUUCCUUUUAUUUCUUUAUUAUUUUCCGCCAUUGGUGGCCUGAUGUAUUUAUCACCCACCAAGCAACCUUAAUGCUUGCAUCAAUUAUGAAUGGAGUCUGACAGACAAAAACAGCUAAAAUAUGGAUUACAUCAGAUGAGAAAAGGAAGUCUCCUACUUUGGCUCAAAUACCAGUAAAUAAACAAAAAAAAUUACUGUUGGGCCACAAAAAUUAAUUUAUCAGAAUUUGUUGUAUAGUUUAAUGCAACAGCAUUUGCAAAGAGCCAUUGCAUAACUACAUAUUUGCAAACACAAGUUACCUAAGCAAAAAUAAAUGAAUAAAAGGAGCGAGGUGAGCACCUCUUGCCCAUCAUUGGAUCUGCAGCAGUUGUACUCUUUUUAAUAUCUAUUCUCCACUGUGAUGCUAGUGAAGUUUAGGCUGUUCACAAAUUGGAAUAAUCUGCCAAACUUUGUUUAAUUAGGCUGUAAAGCUUCAUAUGGUUUGGUCUUGUUUUUCCUAUUGCACUUGUGCAAAUGACAAGGUUUCAACAGCUGCUUUUUGGGGCGCUGUAGAACCAAUUCAUAGUUCUGAUUCAGCCAGUUCUCUGACUAUCAUUUGUUCAGUUUUUGAUGUUUCUUGAUUCUCACACCCUUAAAUUUGGAAUGUGGAUGUUUUCAAAUCAAAAUACUUCAUCUUCAGUCACUUACCCUCUGUGGCUCUUUUCCAGUGUUUGUUCUUUCCCUGUGUUGGCACUUCAGGUGAACAGCAGCAAAGUUCACUUGCAAGCAAAUGUAGAGCCUUGAAUUGAAGUUAACCUGUUCUUAUCUAAGCAGAGUUCUGAUAAGGUUUCACAGUUGAAGCAGACAAUGGUAGAAAACAAUGUCUUUUCCUGACCAAACAGCUCCCUUUAGAAUGUGUUUUUACUUUUACUGAAAGACACAGACUAAACAACCGAAAAGUUUUUUUUAAUUUUAAUUAACAUAGAGGAUGAGUGCAUUAUUUCCAAAUGAACUAACAAUGUUUUAAUGUCAAACUCAGUGUUUUGACAGUUUGGUUUCCAUGUUGGUUUGUUUGGGUGUUGCUGAAGAUCCUGCAUCACAGUCUGAUGUGUUCCUGCCCUGAAAUGUAAUUCUAGUAUUGGUUGACAUAAACCACAACAUCGAUCCUGAUUAGCUUGGCUGUUUAUGUUUUUUAUAUUAUAAUUGACUAAUGUGUAUUAAUUGUUUCAUCAUUCAGUUACCAUUGUUGUACUUAGUCCACUCAUUCAGCAGCUCUUUCAUACCGAAGCUACGUACACACAGGACACGUUCUUGACCGCACCUUUAGCCCUAGGUGUUCACACUGGACAAGCAGGGAGGGGCUUCUUCUUCUACUUUUUACUGGCGGAUAUCCGCCACCUACAGUUGAAAGAGGUUUGGUGGGAAAAGUUGAAGCGGUUUAAACUGCCAAAUCUUUUUCCAGGCUUUUGCUUUGAACUCUGAUAUAUCCGGUCACAAACUGCAAUUAUUAAUUUCUCCUCCAUGAUCAAUGUUCUAACAGUUUGCACUUCCAUGAAGUAACCUUUGUGCUAUCCUAGGCAUUUUACCAUUGGGAGUUGGGUCAUCUAGACCCACUAGACAGUGCUCUGAACCUUUUUUCUUCAAUGAUUUGU
Messenger RNA from Oryzias latipes (Japanese medaka), 6102 nucleotides. Its product is annotated as 5-hydroxytryptamine receptor 1B-like. Gene Ontology annotation, biological process: regulation of behavior; chemical synaptic transmission; bone remodeling. Gene Ontology annotation, cellular component: plasma membrane. Gene Ontology annotation, molecular function: G protein-coupled serotonin receptor activity. The record is from RefSeq and is a predicted model, not a curated record. Lineage: Eukaryota; Metazoa; Chordata; Actinopteri; Beloniformes; Adrianichthyidae.